This is a messenger RNA of Amphibalanus amphitrite, 948 nucleotides long. RefSeq names its product transcription initiation factor TFIID subunit 1-like. The record is from RefSeq and is a predicted model, not a curated record. The transcript has 6 exons. Gene Ontology annotation, molecular function: RNA polymerase II general transcription initiation factor activity; RNA polymerase II general transcription initiation factor binding; TBP-class protein binding. NCBI's taxonomy places the organism in Eukaryota, Metazoa, Arthropoda, Thecostraca, Balanomorpha, Balanidae. Bases 124 to 933 code for a protein of 269 amino acids. Gene Ontology annotation, cellular component: transcription factor TFIID complex. Gene Ontology annotation, biological process: transcription by RNA polymerase II; RNA polymerase II preinitiation complex assembly.
GACGAAGCCUCCACCGGCAACACUGGAAAAGGAGCUGCCGAGUCCGGUGACGCCCAGGAGGAGGAUGACGCCCCGGCGCCGGUGCCGUCGGCCACGGCAGUCGACUACUGGGACAUCUCCGAGAUGGCGGAGGAGGACCUCCGCUGGAACACCGAACCCGGCGGCGACGACGACUACGACGCCGAUGAUGAUGACGGUGACGAGGCGCGGGACGCCCGCCUGAUGCCGCCCCCGCCGGCUGUGGGCGGGGGCGGGGGCGGCUCAACCCCGGCGCCGCCCCCGCCGCCCGCGCCGCCGCGCAAGAAGCAGCUCAACACGCCUCUGGGCGCCAUGUUACCGGAGAAGUACGCCAGUGUGGAGAUCACCGACCUGUUCCCCUUCAGAGAGGAUAAGGUGUUGCGGUUCUCGCGGCUGUUCGGGCCCAGUCGCCAGGCCAGCCUGCCUCUCCCCUGGCGGAACGCCCGCAAAAAGAAACGGAAGAAGCGCCGCGACGAUGACGACUCGGACGUGAAGCCCAAGGAGCUGACGCUGAGCUUCGGCCCGCCGCUGCCGCCCGAGCAAGUGGAAUCGGAUGACGAGGAGAAACUCCUCCGCCCUGAAGAAGCCCCGGCUCAGGCGCGUCCUGCCACGGAAGAGAAGCCGGCCGGCAGCAGCUCCCCCAAGUCCACCGACUGGCGGUACGGGCCCUCGCAGCUGUGGUACGACAUGCUGGACUGGCCGGCCAAUGGCGAGACGUGCAACUACGGCUUCAAGGAGGGAGGCGACAAGAAUGGCGAGAACAAGACGGAGAGGGAGGAGGACGAGGCAGAGUCGGAGGGGGAGGACGAGGCCGACGGGGACCGGCCGGCCGGAUCGCUGCGCUCCACCGUCAGUUCUCAGAGGGCUCGGGGCCGCAGCUCGGGGCUCCAGUCUGGGCUCUGCUGCAACUGCUGAAUGAUCAGCGGCACA